Messenger RNA from Oreochromis niloticus (Nile tilapia), 1116 nucleotides. RefSeq lists its product as uncharacterized. The transcript is spliced from 3 exons. The record is from RefSeq and is a predicted model, not a curated record. NCBI's taxonomy places the organism in Eukaryota, Metazoa, Chordata, Actinopteri, Cichliformes, Cichlidae. Bases 150 to 923 code for a protein of 257 amino acids.
CUCUUCAAAGUCCUCUGAAGACUGCAUGGCCAGAUGAAAUUGUCAUUCCACUUUUCUCUGUGGCAACAGAGACUGUACUGAAAAAUGCCAAUGAAGUCUUUGUUCAAAAUGGCACUGUGCUGAACAAUACUUCAGUUAAGUCAGAUAUAAUGGAAAAAUUAGCUGAUUAUAUGUACAGCUACACAGCCUACCCUACUGGCCUUCAGAUUGGAGAAGUGGCAGAGGCUCUGGUCAAAAAGCACCCAUGUCUGACAGAGCCAGGCAGUCGUAAUGGCUGGAUGGGAUGGAUGUAUAGUCUUAAAUACAAGAUGGGAAAUUACAGGUCAAAGUUACGAAGUCUUGGAGUUCCAGAGGUUACUUGCAACUCACUGAAGAACAAGCACCCUGAUGACGAGGCUCCAGCGAAGAACAUAAAGGCGCGGAAAGGAGAAGUGCUGUUUCUGCCACACUAUCCAGGACAAGAUGGUAAAGAACAGCAAGAGCUGGAGCGACAACAACUGAUUGAUGAGUGUAAGAAGAAAAACAGCACAGCCAUCAAGGAUUUAAUGUGCAAAACCUUUGCACAUAGAAGACAUGAUAUUAUCAGCCAACAGCUGAGUGUCAGCGACAUCAAGGACAGAUGGCCGGCGUUGUUUGACGUCUCCCAAGUCAGUGCAGAGUUUCAUAGAAUCACGACCCUGAACCUUGAACCAAAGUUCAUGUCAUCGUUGGACUUGUAUUCAUCCAAACUCCUGUCCUUGUUUCAAGCCAAGAAAGGUGCUGCUGGACAACGCCACAGGGCACAGUUAAACCUUCUGCUUCAGAGUGGAAAUUCCAUCGAGAAAAAACGAGAAGUCAUCAUCAGAUGUCUCAUUGACCAUCUGGGAGAGGAUCCAAGUGCCUUAAUCAAAACCUUUGAGGUUGGUGCAAUAAAUCUGUUUUAGGAAUAUUAGUAGUUUAUUUUAGCUUGUGAGAUCAUAGAAAAGUUUUAAGAUACUGUUCUAAAGAAAAAAAAAAAACACUUCAAAGCAUACAAAAGAAUAGCAUUUGCUCAAAGAUUUUGGAGCACAGUGUCCACAUAUUAUGAGUACCGGUGAUGUCAUACAAAUGAAACUUUUUGUUUCAAUGUUUGGAAAU